Eublepharis macularius is the source of this 713-nucleotide messenger RNA. It is a transcript of the gene TM4SF5, whose product is annotated as transmembrane 4 L six family member 5. Gene Ontology annotation, cellular component: membrane. The record is from RefSeq and is a predicted model, not a curated record. Bases 60 to 659 code for a protein of 199 amino acids. Lineage: Eukaryota; Metazoa; Chordata; Lepidosauria; Squamata; Eublepharidae. The transcript is spliced from 5 exons.
UCAGCAGAGGCAGCCAGGCCAAGGGAGGCCUCCGCGCCCGGCCCGCAAUCGCCGCCGCCAUGUGCACGGGCAAGUGUUCGCGCCUGGUGGGGCUCUCCCUGCUCGCCAUGGCCGCGGCCUGCGUGGUCGCCAACCUCCUCCUGAUGUUCCCCAACUGCGAGCGGGGCUGGACGGCCCACAUCACCUUGCAAGUCUGGCUGCUGGGCGGGCUCCUGGGCGGGGGCCUGAUGGUUCUGUGCGCCGGCUGCUCGGUGGUGCGGGCCGGAGGGAAGGGCUGCUGCGGCUACGGCUGCUGCGGGAACCGGUGCCGGAUGCUGCGCUCGGUUUUCUGCUCCGCCUUCGGGGCCCUGGGCGGCUUCUACUGCCUGACGGUGUCCUCGACAGGCCUGGCCGAGGGGCCCUUGUGUGAGACGGCAGAUGGCGCGUGGAGGUCGCCCUUCAAGGAGCUCGGCCAGAGCUACCUGAGCAACCAGACUCUCUGGGAGCAAUGUGUGAACCCCCCCAACGUGGUCCUCUGGAACAUCGUUCUCUUCUCCAUUCUGCUGGUGCUGGGUGCCCUAGAGAUGGUGCUGUGCGGCAUCCAAGUGGUGAAUGGUCUCCUGGGGACGGUGUGCGGGGACUGCCGCAAAGCAGCUGACCGUGAGGGCGAAGGCCUGUGAGUCUGUGGGGGAUGCGAAUGCCUUCUUUAGGACCACCACCACCACCACCACCAC